ACUUUCUGGACGAGGAAUAAAAAAAAAGGGAUGUGAUUGCAAACUCAAAAUUGCCCCCCAGCAGAGUGGGAGUGUGCGGAUGGAGGGUACGUGGCUUGGAACUGAGUUAAAGAGCUGUGAUCGAGGUAUUAUGUGACACUGAGAUAGACACAGACACACAGACAGACAACACACACACAGACAUCACACACACAGACAUCAGCCCUGCGAUUACACCAGUGACAGUAACAAAAUGCUCUGCUGAUCCCCCUCCACCCAACACCCCCCCAACACCCCCCCCACAACCUUCCCAGAUUUCUGUGUGGGGCAGAGAAGGGGCUGAACCCCCCACUGCCGAACAAUGACAGAAACACAACCGACUUAUGGGGAGAAUUUAUCUCAACUCCAUUUGGAUGUAUUCGAGUUGCUGAUGAAAAGGAAGAAAAGGGUUGUGUGGCUCGCCAGUAUUCUGCUGCUUCUGUCACUGCUCAUCAUUGCUGUCGGCAUUUACACCACGACGAGGACAGAAAACAUCAGCAUCAUCGGCUACGCAUCCGGGAUCAUUCUUGCCUUUGGAUCAUUCCUUGGACUACUGGGUCUUUUUCUAGAAGAAAACCGAAAACAGCUGCUAAUAGCAGCGAUAAUCUUCCUGAGCUUUGGAGUCACUGCCUCGUUCCUGUGUGUGAUUGUGGAUGGAGUUUUCACAGCGAUAACCAUUGAUCUGAGACCACUGCACAUAGGCAGAUGCCAGCAUUACAGCAGUGGUCAGAAUUACAUCUACGAGAACUAUCUGGCCAGUGUGCCUUGCCAGAGUCUGACAGAAUCUUGCAGCCUAAACGUGCGGAGCAAUACAUGCUAUUGCUGUGACUUGUAUGACUGUGCAAAUGGUGGCUAUUUGGACAAUUACUUUGAGUUUGUGGGAGUGAAGAGCUGCCAAGACGUCCACUUUGUGUACAUUCUGAUUUGGUUGGUGACCACGCUCAACUUGACUGCCUUCCUGCUGGGGAUCAUCACCACUGCUUUUCUCGGGAGCUUCAAAAACAUGAAGGGCUCUCUUAUCGGACACGAUGUGAACAUGCACCUCUUCAACAUUCAGAAGCUGAGAUAUAAAUUCAGUGAGCAGGCUGCACUGUCUCCAACAGCACCUCUCCUACCCCAGGAAGAAAGAAUGGACAACAUGCAGCAGAGACCUCAAUGCAAUACAUGGCAAUACCAGUGGCUGCCUCAAUGCCCUCCUGCAACUUUGACAAAGCCACAAUGGAUGGGAACCCUCCACCAUUCGCUUCACUGUAUAACCCUUUGCUAGAAAAGCUAUCAGGCUACCCAAUAUGAUGCCUUAUUGUCAGUCUAUAGCAAAUAAUCCAGCACUAAAUGGUAGUAUCUUUAGGCAGAACGGAGACCUUAAAGGGCUGAAUUUAUGGACUCCUUGGUCACUGAACACUACAUAUGUUGGUUUCACGCUGAUCAAACACCUGUGUGUAUCUUUUUUUUAUCUUAAAUGUUAUAUACAUCUUUAUAGUAACUGCUAUAAUGGAACUCAUUUAUAAUGGAAAAAUCUAAUGUUCCGUUGAAAUCACCAUUCACUUGACUGAAAUGGUACACAGUCACACAGGCAGUCACGUGUUGUGACUAUAUCUGGUCUUCCCCUUCUAGGUGACCCGAUGCACUGUCCAAAAGCUCAGUUACAAAGAACAUCAACCAAUCUUUGUGUGGAGCCUGGAUUUGUUAUGAUUUUUUGUUAUCUAUCCCAAUUGUUAGUUACAGCAGUCUGAGAAUUCUUUUAAGAUCAGCCUGUUUUUUAGUGCCAGUUUAGAGUUGGGUCGAAAUCAGAGCAUGAAGCACCUUCAGAAUGCAAUAAGAGUGGACCAACAUCUCCUCCCUUACUGGUCCAAGUCUUCCCUAUGUCUUAUUCUUCCCUAUGAAUCACUGAUUGAUAGCAUCUGUGGACUGCAAUGCCCCUUCUGUCAAUUCCAUGGAAUCAAUUCUAUCUCGUGGGGUAUUGACCUACCUCAGUCUGUUCUUCGAUCAGGAAUUUAAUCAACCUAAAAAGACCAUUAC
Molecule: messenger RNA, 2037 nt
Organism: Callorhinchus milii (elephant shark)
Lineage: Eukaryota; Metazoa; Chordata; Chondrichthyes; Chimaeriformes; Callorhinchidae
Product: transmembrane protein 255B
Exons: 9
Coding region: 341-1285 (314 amino acids)
Source: RefSeq, a predicted model, not a curated record